Aphanomyces invadans is the source of this 1017-nucleotide messenger RNA. RefSeq lists its product as hypothetical. Bases 211 to 933 code for a protein of 240 amino acids. The transcript is spliced from 6 exons. Lineage: Eukaryota; Oomycota; Saprolegniomycetes; Saprolegniales; Verrucalvaceae. The record is from RefSeq and is a predicted model, not a curated record.
GUUUUGAACUAGAGGUGGGUGCCGCCGACAAGACUUUGGUGCCGUCGACGACGACGACGGCAGCGACAAGAUGACGAUGCGACUCGUGAAGCUAGCGGUCUUUGCAUGCAUGGCUCUGGUGUUGCAAGUGGCCCGUUGCGACCCCCGUGAAAGCGAGACCCGGUUUGUUUAUCUUGCACCUCCAUCGUGGAUCUCGAGUAUGUGGUUAGAAUGGGAUUUGACGACGGUGACUUGAACACCCAGUCCCUUGUCCACACCAAGCGCGGGUACUCACUGGACUUGGAACACUCCAUCUCCACUGAAGGUGUUGUUGGGUCGUUUUCCUCCCGCGGUGAAGUUUCCAUCGACUUUGAGCGUGCCAAGCCCACUGUCACGUUCCCCACUAAAGUCGUCCUCAACGACGCUCAACGUGCCGCGUUCCAAACAUUGUUGUCCCAAAAUGGUUUUUAUACUGUUCGCGCGAAAUCUCAGCCUGGGAACCCAAACUCCGCUUUCGUCAUGGCGUCUGUGCCGGUGUGCUUUUUGGUCAAGAACCGCUUCCGCGAAGAGCUUUCCUUCCACGUGAAUGAUGUCGGUCACCUCAUCAGCAUCGAGUUCCGCACGCCGGCCCUGUCUCCAUCGGAAUGCGCCAAUGUUGGCAAGCGCGUGAUCAAAGACGCGAGCUUCUCCAGCACCGGCUCGGUCGCGGUGCCAAUCGACGGCCCUGAAGUUCCGCGAGUUAUUGCCGCCGCAAGUGCCGCCAAAGUCGCCGUUCCACCAGGUGUCGAACCCGUCCGAGAUGAAAAUGCCCCCCCUCCCGAGGAAUCGCAGAGCUUCUUCCGCCGAUACUGGUACAUCAUCGUGCCUGUACUCGUCCUGCUUAUCAGCGGCGGCGGCGACGCUCCUGCGGCUGGCGCCGCCCCUGCAGCUGGUGGUGGAGCCCCUCGUCGAUAAAGUCGAUAAAGACAAUCCAUGGAAUCCUAUCUUUCGUUCAACUGAACAGCCGCGAAUUGAAUACGAACGAACGAGUAAACGUGU